AUUCUCAUCUUAAACAGGACAAACACACAGAAAACUCCUGGUGAAGCGACUGAGGUCCACGUGACACUAAUAUAAAGAUGGCGUUUAUUAAAGAGGAGAGUGAAGACGUGAAGAUUGAAGAAACAUUCAGUGUGAAACAUGAAGAAACUGAGGAACACACAGAUCUGAUGAUGCUAAAAGAGGAGAUUCAAGAUCCGAAAGAAACAGAAGAGAAAGAUCAGUUUGAGAAACAUUAUUUCCCAACUGGAGAAAAAUCAUUUAGUUGCUCACAGACUGAAAAAUCAUUUAGUUGCUCACAGACUGAAAAGACUUCACCAAAAAGUGCUCAAAAGACAGCAAAUAGAAGUUAUUUCACCUGCCAACAGUGUGGAAGGAGUUUCACUCAAAAAGGAAAUCUUAAAUGUCACAUGAGAAUUCACACUGGAGAGAAGCCAUACACGUGUCAACAGUGUGGAAAGAGUUUCACACAUCAAGGAACCCUUUAUACCCACAUGAAAGUUCAUUCUGGAGAGAGCCCUUACACCUGCAAACUGUGUGGAAUAACCUUGAAUCGAAAAGGAAAUCUUAAGACUCACAUGAGAGUUCACACUGGAGAGAAACCUUUUACAUGUGAUAAGUGUGGAAAAUGUUUCACACGUAAAGAGAGCCUUAAAAACCACGUGAGGGUUCAUGUAAAAGAUAGCUGUUGUAUAUGCCGUCAGUGUGGAAGGAGUUUCACAGACAAGAAACAGCUUAAGAGGCACGUAAAAACUCACUCCGGAGAGAAGUCUUACAUGUGCCAUCUCUGUGGAAUGAGUUGCGCAAACAAUACAAACCUCGAAGUCCAUGUGAGAGUUCACACUGGAGAGAAGCCUUACAGCUGCCAACAGUGUGGAAAGAGUUUCAAUCGAAAAGAAAGUCUUAAGACUCAUAUGAGAAGUCACACUGGAGAGAAGCCUUUCACCUGCAAACUGUGUGGAAAGAGUUUUACACAUAAAGGAACCUGUUAUACCCACAUGAAAGUUCACACUGGAGGGAAGCGUUUCACCUAUCUUUAGUGUGAGGAGAUUCAGCAUCAAAUAGACCUGAAAAAUCAUUUGCAGACUAGUUCAAAAAUUGCAGUGUUCUGAGUGGAGCGAUUUCAAAAAGAAAAGCUUGUAAAAGCAUUAAAUUCACUUUCAAAACUUUAAGUCCAUUUAGGCCUGGUUUCACAGACAGAGCUUAUAUUAAGCCAGGAUUAGGCUUUAGUUCAAUCUGGGAAUUUAAGUAGCUUUUAUAAAUCUGCCUUAGAAAAAAACAAAACAUUACUGGUGUGUAUCUUGAGACAAAACAAUGGCACUGAACCACUGACUUAAUUUAAGGGUGUAUUCACAGUUAUCUGGUUUGGUUCGAAUUAAUCAAACUCAAGUUCGUUUCCCCCCUUGGUGCGGAUCUUUUGAGCAGGUGUGAAUACAGCAAUCGCACUCUGGUGUGGACCAAACAAUCGUACCAAGACCCAGCUGAAGAGGUGGUCUCGGUCCGGU
This is a messenger RNA of Rhinichthys klamathensis goyatoka, 1502 nucleotides long. RefSeq names its product gastrula zinc finger protein XlCGF8.2DB-like. The transcript is spliced from 2 exons. Gene Ontology annotation, biological process: regulation of DNA-templated transcription. The record is from RefSeq and is a predicted model, not a curated record. Gene Ontology annotation, molecular function: DNA-binding transcription factor activity, RNA polymerase II-specific; RNA polymerase II cis-regulatory region sequence-specific DNA binding. Lineage: Eukaryota; Metazoa; Chordata; Actinopteri; Cypriniformes; Leuciscidae. Bases 78 to 1037 code for a protein of 319 amino acids.